This is a messenger RNA of Ixodes scapularis (black-legged tick), 1836 nucleotides long. RefSeq lists its product as uncharacterized. The transcript has a single exon. The coding region runs from base 100 to 1836 and encodes 578 amino acids. The record is from RefSeq and is a predicted model, not a curated record. NCBI's taxonomy places the organism in Eukaryota, Metazoa, Arthropoda, Arachnida, Ixodida, Ixodidae.
AGAGAAACUCGCCAACCUGUUAGACCACCUACAGCAGAGGCUAGAGCAACCGGUGAUCUCGGCCCGCCAAGUCGCAAGCUUGGCGGGACAACUGAAUGCAUGCCUAAUGGUACUGCCGGAGGGUUCCUUUUAUAUCAGGAACCUUCAAACAGAUUUGAGACGGGCCCUACAGAGAGGUACAUACACGACCACUCUUACACUAUCCAGGGACACGCGGCAGGACUUAGCGUGGUGGAUCCGAGCACUGAGGAAGACCCCAAGGGGCCAGAUCAAGACACCCCCAGUAGUACAGACGAUACAGUCGGACAGCUCGCUGAAGGGGUGGGGAGCAUGCUCGGAGGGGUGGACGAUCGGGCAUCACUGGACACCACUCCAAUCCACUUGGCACAUCAAUGCCCUGGAGCUGAUGGCAGCCUUCCUGGCCCUUCAGGCGCUGGCAAAGAAUGUGUCUCGGGGCUCCAUCCUCCUCGAGCUAGACAACACAGCAGCAGUAGCGGCCAUCAACAGGAGGGGCAGCACCUGCUCUCCACAACUCACCAGGAUAGCCCACGAGCUAUGGUCGUGGUGUUGGGCGAGGGGAAUAUCAGUCAGGGCGCAACAUAUUCCGGGGCACAUGAACACGGAUGCAGACCAAGCAUCCAGGAGAGUGAUGGAUGCCAGCAGUUGGAAGCUGUGCCCGUUCACAUUCAGCAGGAUCAACUGUCUGUGGGGCCCCGUGCACACGGACCUUUUUGCAGACUUCUCCAACCACCAGGUGAGGCACUACUACAGCUGGAAGCCGGAUCCUCAGGCGGCAGCAGUGGAUGCUCUCAGCCAGGACUGGACGGGUCAGGGCCUCUAUGCCUUCCCACCGUUCAGCCUUGUGAGCAGAUGCAUUGCCAAGUUGCAGAGCUCCAACAGUCCGCUCAUUCUAGUAGCUCCAGUUUGGCCAUCUCAGCCAUGGUAUGCCUCGCUGCUGCACCACUCAUACGAGGAACCGCGUCGUCUUCCCCAAUCACACGACCUACUGCGCAGCCACGACGGGCAGGUACAUCCAAUGCUCAGCACGGGGAGCCUGACACUAGCAGCAUGGAGACUGACCAACUCCAGCAAACUCAUAGCCAACUUUCGGAGCAGGCUGCACACCUCAUUGAGGCAUCAUGGAGGCGGGGAACACAGCUCACCUACACCUCUUGCUGGCGCAGGUGGGAACGCUGGUGCCAUUCAAGGACUGUUGAUCCCUUUUCUCCCACUUUAACACAGGUGCUCAACUUCCUCGCUAGCCUCUUUAAGGAGGGCCUGGCGUAUCGCACUAUAGGGUGUUACCGUUCUGCCUUGUCUCAGAUCUUGCAUAACUUUGACGGUUGCCCUCUAGGGGAACACCCAUCAGUUGUGCGCCUUAUGAAGGGAGUGUUUAAUUCUAACCCCCCCAAACCCCGAUACCCCACAACUUGGAGGGUUGAAACGGUGACAACCCUCCUGCAGUCGUGGGGUCCUAACAAGGAUCUUAGCCUCAAGAUGCUUACUAGCAAGCUAGCUAUGCUAUUAGCCCUUGCCUCAGCAGGCAGGACGUCAGACUUGUGCCUGCUUUCAACAUGCCACAUCCGUAAACAAUCCGCGGGUUGGGAGCUUGGGCUCAGUGGCCUCAGAAAGACUUCUGGGGCAUCUAAACCCCUUCCCACCCUCUUCUUCCCAGCAUUCGAAGAGGUUCGGGAAUUGUGUCCAGUGGAAUGCUUGCAGGUGUACCUCGAACGAACUGCAGGUUUUCCGAGCUUGUUCAUAACGUACGGUGAAAUUUAUGAUUUACAAAAUUCCGGAAGAAUGAUGACUAUCUUCGAGUGUGCAAAUGAUGAUUAG